Molecule: messenger RNA, 5656 nt
Organism: Acaromyces ingoldii
Lineage: Eukaryota; Fungi; Basidiomycota; Exobasidiomycetes; Exobasidiales; Cryptobasidiaceae
Product: Serine/threonine-protein kinase
Exons: 2
Coding region: 112-5592 (1826 amino acids)
Biological process (GO): regulation of translational initiation by eIF2 alpha phosphorylation; DNA damage checkpoint signaling
Cellular component (GO): cytosol
Molecular function (GO): protein binding; eukaryotic translation initiation factor 2alpha kinase activity; ATP binding
Source: RefSeq, a predicted model, not a curated record
GGACGACGCAAGGACACGCCCAUCAGAGAUUUAGAAGCCGAAACGAACCAUGCUGCAAGUUUGAGAGAAGCGCCGGGGCGCUUACUCUCUGAAUGCUGACACGCCGAGGCGAUGCCUUGGAGCAAAAGCAAAGGCAACAACAAGUCUGUCGUCGUACCCCCUGCUCUGCAGCCUUCUGCUCCCUCGCGCUCUCUCCAAGAACUUGCUCAGCUCCAGAGCACUGAGCUCGAGGUCCUCGAGAGCAUCCUCGGUCCAGACUUUGAACAAGUUCAGGCCGAGGCACUUACACCAUGGAACAGAAAGGCGACGCCUCCUUCGCCUAGUGGCUCCCAGCGGCAGCAGCAGCAGCAGCACACAUUCGAUGUGACGCUGAGGCCGGAUGUCGACGAGCUCAAGCCGCACGUUUCGGCGCUCGUCCGCUUUCGGCUGCCGUUGCGUUACCCAGACCUGCCCCCCAUCAUCAAAGUUGUCGAACAGUCGGAAAAGACAAGGGGUGUUACGGCCCGGCAGGCGCUCGCUUUGCAGGACUACCUGUCGGCCCGUGCAAAAGAGCUGCUGGGUACUGUUGACGAGAUGCUCUGGGAACUUAUCACGGGAGGUCAGGAAUGGAUGAGUGGCCAUAAUGAGGCUGUUUCAAAAAUGACGAAAGGACCGAAUCGAAGCUUGGAGGAAGAAAAGGAGCUGAGAGAAAGGGCGGCGCAAACAGCAGAGGAGAAGCGAGCGCGAGAGGAAACAGAAAGACUGCGGCAAGAGGAGGCAGAGAGGGCUUCGAAGCUGGUGCAACUUAUCGAAGAGGAGCAGUCGAAGAAGGCGCUGGCCAUCAAGGAGGAGCGUGAUCGUAAAAGAGAGGCCUUUGCCAUGCCUUCGGCGGGCAACAGCUCCCCUUCCCAGUCGCCUCGGUCGCCGGACAACAAUCGUCGAGGUCUGCAGCGCAGUGUGACUCUCAACAAGCUAGGGACCAAAGAGUCGGGCGACUUGGAUAUUCGAUCGUCGCUCCUCAGAAAGGCUCAGGAGCUGGAUGGGAGCCAGCAAACGGAAGCAUUCAUCGAUCCGAUCGAACAUCUGGGCGUCGUCACCCACCACGUCGCCAUCGGUCCAUUGUUACGGCAGAAUCGCCUCUCGACUGUACAUCUGGCCUGGGCCCAUCCAAGUCUAUCGCAACAGAACGCUUCCAUGCAGCAGAACAAUGGGCUCUGGUGCCUGGAGACCUUUCCGAUCACGACAAGACAUUAUGACCUUUCGAGCGGCAAGCGAAAGAUCGAAGAGGUUGAGUGGGAACUGGAAAAAUUGAGGGGUAUCCGCGAAGAGACGCUGGUCAAUGUUCUGGCUUGUGCGCUGGUCCUGGACGAUGCCCACGACAUCUCCCCGCUCUCGACGCGGCGACCGUCGACAAGCAAGGUAUCACGCAGGCUGCUGGUCCUCUCAGAGAGAAUCGAAGGCCCGACGCUGCGAACGUUACUGCGUCAAUGUGGUCGUCUAUCUUGGAAGAAGGUGCGCUAUCAUCUAUGGGACAUGCUUUGUGCCCUGGAUGCCCUGCACUCGCGAAACUUACUCCAUCGCAACAUCUGCCUCGACUACUUCUACCUCGAUGACGGUCGGCCAAGCCACAUGAAGCUCGCAGGAACCGGCUACGUGAGGCGGCUAAGCGACAUGGACGAGGUCAAUCCGCUGUCCGACAAAAUGGGAAAUCAAUUUGACGCCCUUCCCACCAGUGAUCUCCCCACUGGUUGGCUUGCGCCGGAAAGCAUCAUGGCGUCGGAAGAUUCGCCUUCAGCAAAGGUCUACACGCGCAAGAUUGACAUCUGGAAUCUAGGAAUCGUCGUACUUCAAAUGCUCUACUCGUCGACGAUUGUCUCCCAGUAUUCGUCUCUUGAUGCCUUUCUCGCCAGCGAGGCGUUUGGUCCAUUAGAUGAAGCCCUUGAGGCAUCUGCGGAGCACGUCAAAGUCUUUCUCCGCGGCAUGCUGGAGAAGAGCACGAGGAAGCGGUGCUCGGCAGAAGAACUCAAGAGCAGGCUCGAGGAAAUGAUUCGCUUCGAGGAGGCCGAAGAGAACAGCCGAGGCAUAACGACAGAGACCACCGCCACUGCAGGGAAAAGAGCCAAAAGAGACACUUUCACAGCUGCCGACAAGAACGACCGUCCAAAAAUGACUCGUGGGCCGUCGGCGGCGACCGAUGUGGGAGGCGCAGGUGCCGAGGAGCACGAGCUUGCCAUGACGAGGGCACUCCGCCCUGGCUCUUUUUGGCAGCUUCGACGAAAUGAUGCCACUGCGCCUGUCACGGGGCUUUCCAGGUACGAGAGCGACUUUGAAGAGCUCGAGCUGCUGGGAAAAGGAGCCUACGGCGCAGUCUUCAAGGCAAGGAAUCGCCUCGACGGACGCAGUUACGCCAUCAAAAAGAUCCGUCUUAGUGCAUCUGCCGAGAACGAUGACCGCACGCUGCGAGAGAUCACGGCUCUUUCGAGAUUGAACCAUCAAAACAUCGUCCGUUACGUCACUUGCUGGAUCCAGACACAGGCCGAGGAUCCACAGCCAACGUCGAGCGAGGAGGCGAUGAGCUCCUUGAAGACGACCGAUGGCCGCUCGAAGGCCGACUUCAGCUUCAGGGUGCCAGGGAUCGACGACGACUUUCUCUCGGUAGGACACGACGCUGGAAGCAAUGUCCGCUUUGGUAGCUCCGACUCGGGCGAGAGCGACGAUGAAGAUCCGGCGCCACCGUGCAAGGCAGGGGAGCGUCCGUCUUGUUCAGAAGGAUCCAAAGACUCGGACUCAGACUCAGAUUCAUCGUCAGACUCGAGCUCGGAGACGCGGUCGGGUUCAGAAUCAGUGGACCGCAUUGCAUCACGUUCGAGCUUCAAGAGGCCGCAGCCACAAGACAGCAGAACAGCGGCAUCUCCUUCUCAACCCCGCUGGCUGUAUAUCCAGAUGGAGUACGUCGAAAAUCAGACACUCAGAGAGGCAAUCGACCGUGGCCUAUCCGUUGACGAAAGCUGGAGGCUCUUCCGGCAGAUCAUCGAAGCGCUCGUUCACAUCACCUCCCUCGGUAUCAUCCACCGAGAUCUCAAGCCUAGCAACAUCCUCAUGUAUUGCAACGAUCAGAUCUUGAUGGAGGCUGCCAACACUGCCAAUCCCAUCUCCUCUUCGACCAACACAGCUGGUGAUAUCAAAAUUGGAGAUUUCGGACUCGCGACGACGACGCCACAGCAAGCCCAGCUUGAUGGACCCACGUACGGUACACUCGAGGAGAGCGGAGACUUGACUACUGAGGUUGGCACAAAUCUGUACAUUGCUCCCGAGGUGGCCAAGCGAGGUGGAUCUCGCUAUGACCACAAGGUCGACGUCUACGCUGCCGGUGUCAUCUUCUUCGAGAUGCUAGCUGCUCAGCGCGUGUACAAGACAGGCAUGGAGAGGAUUGGUGUGGUUCGGGAUUUGCGAUCCGAAGAGGUCAUCUUUCCUAAGGGUUGGAAUGAGGCUCAGAUGCCGGCGCAGACGAAGAUUAUCCAAUGGCUCCUCAACCACGACCCCUCAAAGAGGCCAACGGCUCUCGAGCUGCUGAAGAGCGAGCUUCUGCCGCCCAAGCUCGAAGACGAAUACAUUGCAGAGUGUCUGCGUCUGAUGAGCACACCCAACAGCACCUACAACCUGCAGCUGAUGGGGUCUCUUUUUGGUCGCGAGGAGCCGGCCGACCAGAGAGAGGCACGGGAAUUCACCUUUGACGCCGGCGGCAAUGAUGAAGGUCAAGACAAUCGCUUCAUUGGCGUUGCCUGCACCCAUCUACGGUCGCUUUUCCGCAGGCAUGGGGCUGUCGAGCUCGAGGCGCCCCUCCUUCUGCCACCCAACGAGCUGUACGGCCCCGACAGGAAGCCUGUCGAGCUGCUGGACAAGACCGGCAAAGUGGUGCAGCUCCCUUACGAUCUCGUCGUGCCCUUUGCACGCAUGGCCGCACGAUCAGAGGGCAAGCGUUUCAAGCGAUAUGCGAUUGCGCCAGUCUUUCGUGAUAAUCUCUUGGCUGGCGGCCAGCCACGGAGCGUUACGGAAGUCGACUUUGACAUUGUCUCGCCGGAGAAGACACCGGCUGCAGAGGCGGAAGCGCUCAGCGUCGUCGACGAGAUCCUCGACGAGAUGCCCGGACUAGAUUCGGAGGAGUGGGUUGUGCAAAUCUCUCACGGAGAUGUCUUGGACCUCAUCACGGAUCGGGUGCCUCCUCGACAGCGCCCCGAGGCGCUCGCGGCUAUCUCGCUGCUCUCCGGUGGCGGAAAGACUGCCGUCGCAAACGGCAGGGCCAUGCUCAACCAGUUGGCGCUUCCACGGUCCAUCGUCGAGGAGAUUGAAGCAUCCAACAUGUCGGACGACGUUUCGAUUGUCUUUUCUCGGCUCGAACGGCUGGUGGCGCUCGACCUGCGCCCGAAGCUGAGCCGAGCCGUCGAGGAGAUCAAGCGCGUCAUUCAUCUAGCCGCACACUUUGGUAUGCAGAGGCGCUUCCUCUUUACGCCCCUCCUCGUCCCUUCCAAUGAACUGCUGUACAAGGGUGCUAUCCACUUCGUCGUCGCGCGCGCCGGCUCCAAAAAGAGGGAUGUGCUCGCUUCAGGCGGACGCUACGAUGUGCUCAUGAAGCGGUUCGCUAGUCCGACGAUACCUGGGCCGCCGCCGCACGCCGUCGGUAUCCAGAUUGCCGUGGGUCGCAUCGCGCUUGCCCUGGCCAAGCACCACGAAAGCGUCUUGCCUCGCUUGAUGAUGAGCAAGGCCGUCGAUGAGGAACGAUACUUUGGUCCAUGCGCGCCUCGGAGAUGCGACGUCUACGUGGCCAGCGGCAAGGGGAUCUUGAGCGUACGCAUGGAGAUCUGUCGCGACCUCUGGGCGGCAGGCUUGAGUGCCGAUCUGGCUUACGAUCAUGCACUCGAAGACUCGCCAGCGCUUCUUGCGUCGACGUGCCGUGCAGAAGGAAUUCUGUUCCUUGUCAUCGCAAGGACCCGUCAGUCGUCGCUUGUCAAGGUCAAGGGCAUUUUGAGCCGAACCGAGUACGAAGUGCCCCGGCAUGAACUGUGCGCCUGGCUGGCUGAGCGCAUUGCGCGCCAGAACUCGAGCUCGGCCGCUGCUCUGACCAGCGCCGACCACCACCAUGCUGCUGGAACGCUUGGAUCUGGAGCAGGGGCAGCGGGGAGUGCGGCUGCCGGGCAUCACCGUCCGACCUAUGAUGCCGCCGAAGCGCAAGUCAUUCUUCCCAACCCCUUCACCAACGCCAGCUCACGGCGGCAAGACAAACACGGCAACAAUGAGCGCCGGAGCAAGAAGAACGUGGCGCCCAUCCAAGAGCGGGCAGUCCGAGAAGUAGCCAAGGUCGUUGAUGACAUCACCACGAACCGAACGAUGCCCACAGCGACUUAUGCCGUCGAGCUGACCGGAACUACCUUUGCACGACUCUGCGCAGCGAGUCUAGCGAGGACAGACGAGCAACUCUGGAAGCUUUUCUUUGACUCACUCACGAGCGUCGAUGAGCGAGACUACGGACGGUUGGUCCGCAAGCACAUCGACGACCUUGAAGGAGGCCGGUGCUGGCUCGUCUCGAUUCGAGAAGAGGGCGCCCAUCUCGUGUGAAUCUAUUGUAACAUAGUCGCUUAUUCUAAGUAUGACCCGAAAUCAUCUACCUGCUCGAAACAUG